CUUCACCACCUCGUAAAGCCUUCAGCUUCGUCAAUUGAGAAAGUGUUGAUAUGUGAUCCCCUGGCGCCCACGCUGCAUCGCCUUCAGCUUUAUUCUAGUUACCAGUAUAAACUAUACGUUAACUUUGGCUCCCUCCAGACGAGAUGAGACGAUGGAAGGUGGGCUUGAUUACGUAGGUAAUACGGAUGGAUCCUUUUUGCUUGCAGGUGCAUGGACCAUCUGGCAUCACAGUGCUGUUUUGACACCCCUGAUUUCACCCCACCUUACCCCCCCGGGUGUUCGCAUCCAAAGUAAACAAGUCUGCCGAAUUUGAAGCGCGACAACCUUCGCGCCGCGUCUGCCAGAAUACCAAACUCACAAAUCGAGAGAUAACAAGUGAGGCCGAACCACCCCGGCGCACCAGAAUGAGGGUCAUCGAAGUGAUUAUUGAUGGCUUCAAGUCAUACGCCGUGCGAACGGUCAUCUCAGGAUGGGACGAGAGCUUCAACUCGAUCACUGGCCUCAACGGCAGUGGCAAGUCCAACAUUCUCGAUGCGAUUUGCUUCGUCCUGGGCAUUACCAACAUGUCCACCGUCCGCGCGCAAAACCUACAAGACCUCAUCUACAAACGUGGCCAAGCCGGUGUCACCAAGGCCAGCGUCACAAUAGUCUUCGAUAACCGGGAUAAAAAGAAGUCGCCCAUCGGGUUUGAAGAAUAUGCCACCAUCAGCGUGACUCGGCAGAUUGUGCUUGGAGGCACUUCCAAAUACCUCAUCAACGGACAUCGUGCUCAACAGCAGACAGUGCAGAACCUCUUCCAGUCCGUCCAGCUCAACAUCAACAACCCCAACUUCCUCAUUAUGCAGGGUAGGAUUACCAAGGUCUUGAACAUGAAGGCCGUGGAAAUCCUGGCCAUGAUCGAGGAGGCGGCGGGAACGCGUAUGUUUGAGGACCGAAGGGACAAGGCACUGAAGACAAUGGCGAAGAAGGACAUGAAGCUGCAGGAGAUCGCGGAACUGCUUCGCGACGAGAUCGAGCCCAAGCUUGAGAAGCUCCGGACCGAGAAGCGGGCAUUCCUGGACUUCCAGCAGACGCAAACAGAUCUUGAACGCCUGACCAGAGUGGUCGUGGCUCAUGACUAUGUCAAGUGCCAGGAGAAACGACAGCAAUCCGCUUCAGAUUUGGAAGCUAAGAAGCAGCGCCAAAAAGACCUCGAGCAGUCCGCCGCGAGGUUGAAGAGCGAGAUCUCACACCUGGAGGAGGACGUGCAGAGGAUCAAGGCGGAGCGGGACAAGGAGCUUCGGAAGGGCGGCAAGGCGCAAGCGUUGGAAGACGCCGUCAAGAAGCAUUCCAAUGAGCUGGUUCGGCUGGCAACUGUCAUGGACCUCAAGAAAACCAGCAUGGCAGAAGAACAGGAGCGGAAGACGAAUGGCGAGAAGAGCGUUGCCGAAUUGGAAACCACGCUGAAGGAGAAGACCAAGGCCUACGAGAAGAUCAAGGCCAAGUACGACACUGCGAAGGAAGAACUCGAGAAGCAGAACCAGGACGCCGAGUCCAAAGAAGAGCUUCUGCAGACGCUGCAAACCGGCGUUGCAUCCAAGGAAGGCCAAGAGAACGGAUACCAAGGACAGCUCCAGGAUGCAAGGAAUCGUGUCACUGCUGCAGUCACGGAACAAGAACAGGCGAAGAUCAAGAUUUCCCAUCUCGAGAAGCGAAUCAAGGAGGAGGAGCCCCGCGCGAAGAAGGCCAAGGAGCAGAAUGCUGGACUUCUAAAGGACCUGGACGGCCUGCGAUCUCAAGCACAGCGGUUGGAGAAGGACCUUGGUAAGCUCGGCUUUCAACCGGGGACCGAAGAAGAAAUGUACAAGCAGGAAAGCUCGCUGCAACAGACCGUGCGGAAUCUGCGCCAGGAGUCCGACGCCCUGAAGCGCAAGGUCGCGAACAUCGACUUCAACUACUCGGAUCCGGUGCCGAACUUCGACCGGUCAAAAGUGAAGGGGUUGGUAGCGCAACUCUUCAACCUCGAGGAGGAGCAUACCCGAGCGGGGACUGCUUUGGAGAUCUGCGCAGGUGGACGCCUCUACAAUGUGGUCGUGGAUAACGAGGUGACUGGCACUCAACUGCUGCAAGGAGGCAAGCUCCGGAAGAGAGUGACGAUCAUCCCCCUGAACAAGAUUGCCGCGUUCAAGGCCUCGGCGCAGACCAUCGCCACAGCUCAGAAGAUUGCCCCCGGCAAGGUCGACCUCGCACUCUCUCUGGUCGGAUACGACGACGAGGUAUCUGCCGCCAUGGAGUAUGUCUUUGGCAACACUCUGAUUUGUGCCGAUGCGGACACUGCCAAAAAGGUCACAUUCGACCCGAAUGUGAGGAUGCGCAGUAUUACCCUGGAGGGUGAUGCUUACGAUCCCUCGGGCACCCUCUCCGGUGGCAGCUCGCCAAACUCGAGCGGCGUUCUGGUCACCCUGCAGAAGCUCAACGACAUCACAAGGCGGCUGAGAGAGGCCGAAUCCUCUCUAAACGGGCUGCAGACAAAGAUCGCAAAGGAGAAGUCGAAACUUGACCAGGCGCGCAAGAUCAAGCAAGAACUAGACCUCAAGGCCCACGAGAUUAAGCUUGCAGAGGAGCAGAUCAGCGGCAACUCGUCGUCUUCCAUCAUCCAGGAGGUUGAAAAUAUGAAGCAGACCAUCACACAGCUCAAGAGCGACGCGGCCGAAGCCAAGAAGCGGCAAGCAGAGGCCAACGCCGACGUCAAGAGGAUCGAGAAGGACAUGAAGGACUUCGACAACAACAAAGAUGGCAAGUUGGUCGAGCUCCAGGCCUCCCUAGACAAGCUACGCGCCUCGCUGAGCAAGAUGGUGGCGUCGAACAAGGCUCUCCAAAAGGAGCUCCAGGGCGCCCAGCUCGACUCGGAGCAGGUCGCGGGCGACCUGGCCGCGGCACGCGAGCAGCUGCAGGAGAUUGACCUCGCCAUCAAGGCGCAGAAGGAGGAGAUGAAGGAUCUCGAGAGGCAGCAGGUCGGCGCCAAGGAGACGCACGACAGCGCGCAGGCCCAGCUCGACGAGGAGCGGACCAAGCUGCACGUGUUCGACGACGAGCUACGGGCGCUCGAGGAGACGACGCGGUCCAAGAACGCGCGCGUGACGGAGGAGAGCCUCGAGAUGCAGAGGCUGGGCCACCAGGUGGAGAGAUUCCACAAGGAGCAGCAGACGGCGGUGCAGACGGUGGCCAAGAUGGAGCAGCAGCACGAGUGGAUCGGCGACGCGAAGGAGCAGUUUGGGCGGGCGGGCACGCCGUACGACUUCAAGGUCCAGAACAUCGGCGAGUGCAAGUCGACACUGCACAACCUGACGGAGCGCAGCCAGGGCAUGCGCAAGAAGAUCAACCCAAAGGUGAUGAACAUGAUCGACAGCGUGGAGAAGAAGGAGGUCGGGCUGAAGCACAUGAUGAAGACGGUGGUGCGCGACAAGCGCAAGAUCGAGGAGACCAUCGUCAGCCUCGACGACUACAAGAAGAAGGCCCUGGAGGAGACGUGGCGCAAGGUCAACGGCGACUUUGGCCAGAUCUUCAACGAGCUGCUGCCCGGCAGCUUCGCAAAGCUAGACCCGCCCGAGGGCAAGACCAUCAGCGACGGCCUCGAGGUCAAGGUUUGCCUCGGCAAGGUCUGGAAGCAGAGUCUGACCGAGCUGAGCGGUGGGCAGAGGUCGCUCAUCGCGCUGUCGCUCAUCAUGGCACUCCUGCAGUUCAAGCCGGCGCCCAUGUACAUCCUGGACGAGGUGGACGCGGCGCUGGACCUGUCGCACACGCAGAACAUUGGGCGGCUCAUCAAGACGCGCUUCAAGGGCUCACAGUUCAUCGUCGUCAGCCUCAAGGACGGCAUGUUCCAGAACGCGAACCGCAUCUUCCGGACGCGCUUCAGCGAGGGCACGAGCAUGGUCCAGGCCCUGACACCUGCGGAUCUGAAGUGAGUCGGUUCGUAUGUGUUUAUGGAGAAAUGCUGGGAGCGAAGGGCUUGUGUGGCGGCGAUUUUGGGCCCAUGUGAAUACGGGGGAAAGUGGGAUGGGGAGGAGUAGGUUGUUUGGUCUACAGGAUGCAUCACGACUUGAGCAACGGAUAUCAUACGGUCUUAAUGAGCUGGGCGGGUUAUUACGGCUUGGGUUCUAUGUCGCUGUCUUGCCUUUUUUUCCCUCUCUAUGUAUAUGUUCUGUUAUUACAAAUCGUCUCUUAUCCAAAC
This is a messenger RNA of Phialemonium atrogriseum, 4210 nucleotides long. RefSeq names its product RecF/RecN/SMC. Gene Ontology annotation, biological process: chromosome organization. Gene Ontology annotation, molecular function: ATP binding; protein binding; ATP hydrolysis activity. Gene Ontology annotation, cellular component: chromosome. The transcript is spliced from 5 exons. NCBI's taxonomy places the organism in Eukaryota, Fungi, Ascomycota, Sordariomycetes, Cephalothecales, Cephalothecaceae. The record is from RefSeq and is a predicted model, not a curated record. The coding region runs from base 405 to 3944 and encodes 1179 amino acids.